GGGUCAGGCGGCACCCGAACAGGGACCCUGAAAACAAGGGGCACCAUGAGGAAUGCUGGUUUUUGGAGCUCCGGUUGCCAAAGUGAAAGUGCGUCAUGACGACUGCCCGUCGAAUGGAGACAAAGACUUUCCAAAUCAAGCGAUUCCUGGCCAAGAAACAAAAGCAAGAUCGUCCUAUUCUUCAAUGGAUUUCGAUGAAAACUGGUAACAAAAUCAGGUACAACUCCAAGAGAAGACACCGGAGGAGAACAAAGCUGGGUCUGUAAGGAUUCGCACAAUGGCAAGACUGAAGGUUUAUACAGAGUUAUGAUCAUCAUCAUAACUAUGAUCAUCUAUGAUCAACUAUGAUCAUCAGUCAAUCCUACCAGAAGGAAUUUUGGUCUUGUCUAAACUGGGAAUGGAGUUUGUUCCAUAAUAAAAUGUAGAACAUU
Messenger RNA from Meriones unguiculatus (Mongolian gerbil), 431 nucleotides. Its product is annotated as large ribosomal subunit protein eL39-like. Gene Ontology annotation, molecular function: structural constituent of ribosome. Gene Ontology annotation, biological process: translation. Gene Ontology annotation, cellular component: ribosome; cytosolic large ribosomal subunit. Lineage: Eukaryota; Metazoa; Chordata; Mammalia; Rodentia; Muridae. The transcript has 2 exons. The record is from RefSeq and is a predicted model, not a curated record. Bases 96 to 266 code for a protein of 56 amino acids.